AUGGUCGUCUUAGACAGUGUGACCUAUAUUCCAGAGUGCCUGGGCUUCCUUGUGCUGAUGGUGCUGGUGAUCCAGCUGUUCCUGACCCUGAGGGCAAAGGUGAUGGAGCGACUCCACCACUACUCUCUGGCCAGAGACCCCGCCACACACAACGGGGCCGCCGUGAAAAAACUCUCCAACUCCGGCAUACCCAAAUCUUCCUCUAACACGAGUAUUAACGGAGCAGCCCCGAGCCCUAAAUCAGUCUCCUAUUCAAAGCAAGACGUUUGCGUGACAACUUUCAGCCGGAACAACGCCAAGAUCGUGACGAGCCAGGCGGAGCUCUUGCUGCGGAACAUCGACGACUCCAAGACGUUCGUGAAGCCACAGUCCUGUGUGAUCGAGUCGCUGGACAUCCUGUGUGAGUGUCCCAAGUCCAAGCUCUACCUGCUCUUUGUGGACGCGGCGAGCUGUGGGACAAGGCCGGAUGACGUCACAACAGCAGCAGCAACAACAACAACAGCAGCUACAGCAACAAUAAAUUCUGAGCCAAAGACAACUACUGCUGAUCAGCCAGACCUGACGUCACAGCCCGCCAUCCUGUCGCAGACAGAGUUGUUGCUCCUUACCGUGCGGCACGUCAAGUCUAUGGGAGGUUUGUGCAUCUGACCUACUGACCUACUU
Aplysia californica (California sea hare) is the source of this 663-nucleotide messenger RNA. RefSeq lists its product as uncharacterized. The record is from RefSeq and is a predicted model, not a curated record. Lineage: Eukaryota; Metazoa; Mollusca; Gastropoda; Aplysiida; Aplysiidae. The coding region runs from base 1 to 648 and encodes 215 amino acids. The transcript is spliced from 2 exons.